This is a messenger RNA of Linum tenue, 3453 nucleotides long. Lineage: Eukaryota; Viridiplantae; Streptophyta; Magnoliopsida; Malpighiales; Linaceae. The record is from the annotation of a GenBank genome assembly.
UCGGCUCCUCGCUUCACCCAAUGUCCGUUUUACCUAACUGCCCCCUCCAAACGACGGCGUUUGAUCAUUGUCGUCCCUGAAGCAAGGCCUCUUCUUUUUUCCUCUUUACCCUGUCUACACGGUUGUUACCUAGCGGAGCACAGCAGCGCCAAAUUCCAUGGUUUCGUCAGCCUCCACCUCGCUGUUGCUGCUUCACCAAUCACCAUCCCACUCCCACGCGCUUGCUGCAUCCGAUCUCCCACGCGCGCGCCACGAAUGGCCUCUGUGACAGGCGGCUCUCUCUCCCUCGCCGACUCCAUUUCCCGCCAAUUCUACUGUCCGAUGCUCCGCGGCGGAGACGAGGGGCGCGGCUACGAUCCCUUUUGCCAACGUUACCGGAUCGGCGUCCGACCCUAUAGUGAGCGAGCCCGAACGGAAGUCCGACUUGUCGGAUGCCGGCGGCGACGAGGAGGAGUGUCGUCGUCGAAGAAACUGGUAACGUGGGGGCUUCUGUGGAGUCUGCUGCUUAGGCAUAAAUUGAGAAUUGGAAUUUCAGUUCUCUCGCUUGUUGGCUGCACUAGUUGCACACUCUCCAUGCCCAUUUUCUCAGGGCGAUUCUUUGAAGUGCUUGUUGGUGUAAGGCAGGAGCCUCUGUGGAGCCUGCUGGCUAAAGUUGGAAUUGCAUACGCCAUGGAACCAAUUUUCACUGUCCUGUAUGUUGUUAACAUGAACGUUGUGUGGGAGAGUGUAAUGUCGACGCUUAGAGCUCAGAUUUUCAGGAGAGUUCUGAUUCAGAAGGUGGAGUUUUUUGAUCGGUACAAGGUUGGUGAAAUCAGUGCAUUAUUGACAAAUGAUUUGGGAUCUCUUAAAGAUGUUGUAAGUGAGAAUGUUUCAAGGGAUCGUGGGUUUAGGGCGCUUUCUGAGAUCAUUGGGACAGUUUCCAUCUUAUUCACCUUGGCUCCCCAGCUGGCUCCAAUAUUGGGCGCCCUGAUGCUUUCAAUUUCUGUUUUAGUUGCUGUGUACAAGCGAUCCACUGUUCCAGUUUUCAGAGCUCAUGGAAUGGCCCAAGCGUCAAUGUCUGAUUGUGUAUCAGAAACUUUUUCUGCUAUUCGUACUGUAAGAUCUUUUAGUGGUGAACAUCGCCAAAUGUCAAUGUUUGGUAACCAGGUUCUUGCUUACCGACGUAGUGGGAUCAGGCUUGGGAUGUUUAAAUCACUAAACGAAUCAGUGACAAGAGUCGCUGUUUACAUCUCUCUGAUUGCUUUAUAUUGUCUUGGAGGAAGUAAAGUGAAGGCUGGUGAAAUUUCUGUUGGGACUUUUGCUUCUUUUAUUGGAUACACUUUCACACUGACAUUCGCUGUUCAAGGCCUGGUCAAUACAUCUGGGGAUCUUCGUGCAAGUCUUGCUGCCGUUGAAAGAAUAAAUUCCGUGCUCUCUGGAGUAGAGGUAGAUGAAACCCUUGCCUAUGGUCUAGAAAAGGAAAUCCAGGAAAAGGAACAUCAUGACGAGGCAAUAAAAUUGUUCUCGGAUGAUGAUCAUAGCGGGAAGAACUCCCGGACCGUGCAUUACAUGUCAGCUUUAAAAUCAGCUAACAAUCUAUCUACUCUUGCUUGGUCUGCUGACAUUUGUCUCGAAGAUGUGCAUUUCUCCUAUCCCUUGAGACCUGAUGUAGAAAUUUUAAGUGGCCUCGAUUUGACCCUGAAGUGUGGAACCGUGACUGCUCUAGUUGGGCCAAGCGGUGCAGGCAAAAGCACUAUAGUACAGCUACUAUCACGAUUCUAUGAGCCAACCAAAGGUCGAAUAACACUCUCUGGGGAAGAUAUCAGGACAUUUGAAAAGACAGAGUGGGCUCGUGUGGUCUCCAUAGUAAACCAAGAACCAGUUCUUUUUUCGGUUUCAGUUGGAGAGAACAUUGCAUAUGGGCUUCCUGAUGAAAAUGUGUCCAAAGAUGACAUCAUAAAGGCUGCCAAAGCUGCAAAUGCACACGAGUUCAUAGUUUCACUGCCACAGGGUUACGACACUCUAGUUGGUGAGCGCGGAGGCUUGCUGAGUGGAGGGCAGAGGCAGAGGAUUGCUAUUGCGAGAGCGCUGCUCAAGAAUGCCCCAAUCCUUAUCCUUGAUGAGGCAACCAGUGCACUAGAUGCAGUUAGCGAACGGCUAGUCCAGGGAGCACUCAAUCAUCUGAUGAAAGGGAGGACGACAAUGGUAAUUGCUCACAGAUUAAGUACAGUUCAGAAUGCGCAUCAGAUUGCAGUUGUUACUGAUGGAAGGAUUGCAGAACUCGGAACCCAUUUACAGUUGCUGGCCGAAAAGGGUAAAUAUGAUACACUAGUCGGCACUCAAAGACUGGCUUUUGAAUGACUCAACCAUCCUUUUUAGCCUUUUUUUCAAUUUCCAUAGAAUAAUAGGACCACAGCCUCGUGUAAAUCAACAAUGAUGAGUUUUGAAUAUACAAAAGUUUUCUCCUCGAUACUCUUGCUGUCUUGCUUGUGGUAGUUUGGUAACUGAGGAUUGUUCCUAGUGACUCUCCAGAAUACAUAGUUUCUUCCUAUUCGGAAAUUGAAAUUACCGCAUUGAGUAUGGCCAGACAUUCAGUUGGGAGACUGAGAAAAGUGUUCAUGAAAACAUCAUCAAUUGGAUCAACUGAAGCCACCCCAACCAAUCUGCAUUUCCCUACUUUAUCCAACCUCUCCCCUACUCCAUUGCGGAUGCUUCCUCUCGAUUCCUCUGAAGUUAGCACCGUCUUCACCAGCAGCGGAGGAGCUCUGUAGAAACUCCCAGCAGAGAACCAGAAAUUGGCAACAAAUUCAAGUUCCACCUUACCUGAAUCUGGAGCAAUCCUGCCCUGAAAUGAUUCAGGGACUAUAUCAAUCUUCAGGCCCGGCGGCAAUGGCAACCCCAAAAUCCUGGUGGUCUCGCUCGUCAGUGGUGGAAUGUACAGAUUCUGCAGGUCGAAUGAUACUGAAAUAUGGUCACCAUCUUUAGUCCCAAUCCCAGUUCCUGUGCCACCUUUGGCAUUGUAGUCGAAAUCGGGAUACCUGGAGAUGCCAAGCUUGCAAGCUUCCAGAGUUUUGAAGCUGAUACUGUAAGCAUCGGAAUUCGGAAGCUUGGUUGUGCGGGUGGAUGCUUGCUGUUUUGGGCUUGAAGAAGCAAAAGAGGAGACUGCUGUAAUUCUGAAACUGGGUCUUAAAGUGGAGGACUUGAACACCAUUGGAGGGUUUAAAGCGUUGAUCUUACAACCCAUCUGUCAGUUUUUUUUCCGAGUGCUGAAGGUAAAAACUGGAAAUGGAGGAGGGUAUUGGAGUUCUUGGUGGAUGACAUGAUGAUGAUAUGAGUGGAUUAGAUAAGAGACAAAAAUUGGUGGCUACCAUUGAACUGCGAUCUUCGAGUCCCAUAAAGAAUUGUGACAUGGGCGUUGCGUAGAGCUGAUGUCACAUUUGAACAUGCUGCUGUCGAAUAUUCAAUCUAUCUAGU